GCUCGUCCUACUUUAUACAUACACACACUCUCUCGCGUCUGAAACAUUCCAAAGCCACUCCUUUGCAGGAAAUAGAGUGUCACUGAGCCUCUGAAAACCCAACCUUUUGCAUUUCAGUUCUCUUGAGUCUAAACUCUUGUAAUCAAGGAAAUUUUCGUCCUUCGCUGUAUGAUGGAGUCUGAAAACGGGGUAACACUGGAAGAAAAGAGAAUUGUCAGUGAAAGAACAGAUGUGGAAGAAUCUGCUAUAGAAGCAAAGAAAGAGGGACAGAAUGCUGAUAUUAAUCGCGAAGGGGCUCCAAAUUUGAAGGAAGCUUGCAAGAAGGGAACAAAAUCUAAAGGCGUGGCAAGUAAAGCUGCUACAAUUGUCUCCAAAAGUAAAAUCUCAAAACCUUUAAAGGAACCUGGUAAGCUGACUGCUGGUAAUUCAAAGAGCAGUAAGGUGACAAAGGAUAAAUCUAAUCUGAGAAGUGCAGUACCAAUUUCUCGUAAUCAAAGGCCUGUGCUGUCCCAGAGUCUUUCAUUUCCGGCAAGAAGAGUCCAUGCCGAUGCUCUUAUGAAGAGCAUUGAUGGAUAUCCGCAGAAAACUGAUCUCAAAUAUGCUCAAGAUAAAGGCACAAAAGUUCAGGCUCCUUCUUCCUAUGGAUCGGUUCCUUCAUUGUCCCGUUUGAAUCAUACCAACAGGCGUGGAUCCGUCAAUCUGAACUCAAAUCCGGCAAAUAUUAAUGAUGGUGGAGUUACUGCCAGGGGGACUACUUCAUCAUCUUUGCCUACCAAUAGGCAACCAGUGCCUGCUAAAUCUGGUCCAGGAAAUGUAGCUGCUAAGUCCCCUCCAUCCUCCGAAUCAGCCGAUACAAAGCCGAUAACAGCUGCACUGCUGAGCAAAGAGGAUGAUGAUUCCCAUUCCACUACUUCCAAUGCCACUUCUCUUAGCACUAGAAGAAUUAGUGCGUUAGGAUUCACCUUCAGGUUGGAGGACCGUGCUGAAAAGAGAAAGGAGUUUUUUUUUAAGCUAGAAGAGAAGAUCCAUGCUGAGGAAGUUGAAAGAAAUAACUUCCAGGCAAAAUCAAAGGAGAACCAGGAGGCAGAAAUCAAGCAACUAAGGAAAAGCUUGACUUUUAAAGCUGCACCAAUGCCUAGUUUCUACAAAGAACCUCCUGCAAAAGUUGAACUAAAGAAGAUACCAGCUACGCGUGCAAAACCCCCAAAGCUUGGAAGGCACAAGAGCAGUGUUGCUGCAACAAACAACCCUUCAGGUGGUGAUGGUUCUAGUGUUAGAUCAUCUUUGAACCAAGAACAGAAUGGUUCAACCAAAAGAACUCAAAUCAAUGUUAAUGAAGAUAAUGCUGCUUCCAAGAAGGCUGUAAAGAAAUCCCAACCUAAGCUUCAAUCUAAGGAGAUCACCAAAUUUCAAGAAAAGCCUGGAAAGACAAAAGCAAAGACAGGCAAGGUGGAGAACCCUGUGCAGGAUGCUUGUGUUGGGAAACCUGAAGACAACCAGAAUUAUCCUGUUGAGAUUAUGCCCCGUCAAAUCACAGUUGGAGGUUGAAGAUCGUGAUUCUCAGGCCAUUUGUUUAUAUGUUCAUCUUUUUGGCUUCAAAUUUCCUGCUGUUGUGAAUGGUAUUUGUAAGUUGAUCAUGACAUUCUUUUUGGAUGGUUACUAUACACAUUAUAAGUUACAUAUGCAUCAAAAGGUUAUUGCAAUCAUGUUUCCUUUAUUAAAUUCUAUUGAAAGUGUUUGGUAGGAUUCUCUAUCUUUCUAAUUAUUAGGCAAAAUGUGUCUGUUGGCGACGUAAACAUCGCACUAUCUUUGCUCUUAAGCGCUGUCUAUCAUAUGACUGGCAUAUAACUUGUAAUAGCCUUCAAGUAUAUUAUCUUCAAUUAGCCGACGAUACUUGUUCACUUGGCCUAGGAUGGCUUGUUUCCAGUUUUCUCAUUAGCUUUAGAUAGCUCAUGAUAUUCAGGCUAAUUCAGGAUCUGCCCCAUUUUCCCCUUCUAUUCCAGGAUUAGUCACGCACAAAUAGGAGUCUAAGAUAAAGAUAAAUUGCACACCUUUUGUGGCAAUUCCAGCACUUUUUUAAGAAAUUACCAGGCCAAAAAUGGUGAAACUUUUUCUUUCACUUGCAAAGCAAUCUAAAUUGCUGUCAAGCAAAAGUUGGUUUCAUUAGAACCUGUAACUAAGUAGUGGUGUAAUUCCCUGUGAUGGAGACGCCAUUCUGAGAAGAUGUAUAAAUCAAGAGAAUGCUUGCUUGGGAAUCAAUCUUGGGACUUGGUAGUUGAUUUUUAGUGCCUUCAACUACAACUUUUAUG
This is a messenger RNA of Durio zibethinus, 2309 nucleotides long. RefSeq names its product protein WVD2-like 4. The record is from RefSeq and is a predicted model, not a curated record. Lineage: Eukaryota; Viridiplantae; Streptophyta; Magnoliopsida; Malvales; Malvaceae. Gene Ontology annotation, molecular function: microtubule binding.